AUGGUACUGAUUUUUUCGCUAAGUUCAAUAAUUUUAUCAGUUUCUUCAUUAGCAAUUGCAGAUAUAUCAUGUAAUCCAUUAAAACAACUGAAUUGUCCUCCAAAUCCAGCAUUAAGUGGAUCAAUUCAUGAAACUUUUAAUUCAAAUUUAGGUUCUUAUUUUAGUUCAAGAAAUAGACAAGGAGAUAUGAAUUUUGGAAAUGAUGGAAUUUCAUUAGUUAUAAAUAAAAGAUUUGAUAAUCCUUCAUUUUUAUCAAAUUUUUAUUUAAUGUUUGGAUAUGUUGAAGUUGAAAUGCAAGCUGCUGAAGGAAAAGGUAUAAUAUCAAGUUUUUAUUUACAAAGUGAUGAUUUAGAUGAAAUUGAUAUUGAAUUUUUUGGUGGUGAUCCUUAUGAAUGGCAAUCUAAUUAUUUCUUAAAGGGAGAUAUAACUACUUAUGAUAGAGGAGAAUAUCAUCCUUUACAACCAAGUCCUUUAGAAAGUUAUCAUAAAUAUGCUAUUAAUUGGACUUCCGAUAAAGUAGAUUGGUCAAUUGAUGGUCAAAUAGUAAGAUCUUUAACUACUGCAAAAAUUCAAAGUCCUUGUAGAAUUUAUGCUGGUAUUUGGGCAGGUGGAGAUCCAUCAAAUGAAAUAGGUACAAUACAAUGGGCUGGUGGUUAUACUGAUUAUAGUCAAGUUCCUUUUACUAUGCAUAUAAAAUCUAUAACUGCAAUGGAUUAUUCAACUGGUAAUUCUUAUUCUUAUACUGAUCAAACUGGUAAUUUAGAUUCAAUUAAUUCAAAUGGUGGUGAAAUUAAUGGCAGAUUUAAUCAAGCUCAACAAGAUAUUGCUGAUAUUAGGAGUGGAAAUGGUUUUACUAAUAGUGGUUCAACUGGUGAUAGUUCUUCUUCUUCUGCUGUAAGUUCCUCAUCAAGUUCAAACUCCUCAUCAAGUUCAAGCUCAAGUCCAAGCCCUUCCAGUUCCUCAAGCUCAUCAAGCUCAGUUUCGUCAUCUUCAUCAUCAAGUUCCAGCUCAGAACAACCAACUUCAACUUCUUCCUCUUCUGUAACAUCAUCAUUUGCAUCUACUACUUCACAAUCACAAUCAGAAUCACAAUCAUCAAACCCUUCCUCAAUUGAUGCCCCACAAUCACCAUCUGCAUCACAAUCACAAUCCUCUCUAGUAUUCAUAAACACAUCUUCAAGAUCAUCACAAUCAACUUCACAAGCUGCACCAUCAAGUCAAGUAUUUAUUAGAACAGAAUCGGCACAAUCACAACCAACUUCAGAAUCACAACAACAAUCACAACCACAAGAAACAACUUCUUCAUCAUCUAACCUUACUGCUUCAGCUUCACAAAAUGAGAACAUGGGAGUUACUACUAAAAAUUUCGAUUUUGUAGUUGCGGUGAUAGCUGGUUUAUUUGCUAUUUUUUAA
Molecule: messenger RNA, 1413 nt
Organism: Lodderomyces pseudojiufengensis
Lineage: Eukaryota; Fungi; Ascomycota; Pichiomycetes; Serinales; Debaryomycetaceae
Gene: CRH11
Product: transglycosylase
Exons: 1
Coding region: 1-1413 (470 amino acids)
Biological process (GO): carbohydrate metabolic process; fungal-type cell wall organization
Cellular component (GO): fungal-type cell wall
Molecular function (GO): glycosyltransferase activity; hydrolase activity, hydrolyzing O-glycosyl compounds
Source: RefSeq, a predicted model, not a curated record